Molecule: messenger RNA, 1212 nt
Organism: Orbilia oligospora ATCC 24927
Lineage: Eukaryota; Fungi; Ascomycota; Orbiliomycetes; Orbiliales; Orbiliaceae
Exons: 5
Coding region: 1-1212 (403 amino acids)
Biological process (GO): mRNA 3'-end processing
Cellular component (GO): RNA polymerase II, holoenzyme
Molecular function (GO): RNA polymerase II C-terminal domain binding
Source: RefSeq, a predicted model, not a curated record
AUGUCUCUUUCCGAUGAAACUGUUUAUUCGAAGCUGAAUGCCCUCAAUGAGACCCAGGAGGGUAUUGUCUCUAUUGCACAAUGGGUCAUGUUCCACAGGAGACACGCUAAGCGAUUCGCACAAAUAUGGCUACAGCGGUUGAAGGAGGCGUCUGCUCCUCGAAAACUAAACUUGGUCUACCUCGUCAACGAGGUUGUCCAGCAGAUGAAGGCAAGGAAGAAGGAGGAGUUUGGGGUCGCUUUCGCACCGAUAAUGGCAGAUGCCUGUGAAGUUGCGUAUCGAGGCUCUUCGGCGGAUAUCCAGGGAAAGUUGAGGCGGGUUAUUCAAGUCUGGAGGCAAAGAGGUAUUUUUGAUGUGGAUGUGUUGGAUGGGAUUGAUGCGCGACUGGAUGAUGUCGACAAGGGGAAAUCUAGUACUACUGCGAGACGAGGGUUGGGUGGUGGAAUUGGUGGCACCACGCCAGCAGAGCUUACACGCCUCGCUGCCGCUCAGAGCAAGCUCAACAACCAACUUACCCACUCUACGAUCGCACUUGGGUCGGCUGGCGAUGAGUACAAGAAAUGGAUGGAGGCGGAGGCUAUUCCUCCGCCUGCAGUCUAUGUUGCACGACUAUCGCAGCUUAUUAAGACGCUUGAUAUCGCCCAUGCCGCCGUUUCGGAUGCCUUGUCAUCGCGAAGGGAAUUGAUCAAGAACCUGGAGACACUGCUUGAGACCAAUAAAACCGCACUGGCAGGGGAGGAGUCACAGUUGAAAGGAGUGGAGGAAAAGAAAGCAAGGACGGAUGACGUUAAGAAGGAUGUGGAGAAUAUGCUACUUUCCGGGAUGACGGACGAUAAGAACGGCGAUACCACGAUGCGCUCCACAACACCAGACAUUGAACCGCCACGGGAGAUGGUCGAAGCUCUGACACCGCCACCUGCCACUGAAGACCCAUCGUUCCAGGAGAGUGGGCCUUUUUCGUUCCAGCAGACUUCGCCGACCAAAACUCAGGCGCCCGUCGAUUUACUCUCAUCGAUGUUGCAGUAUGGGAACUACAGCAAGGCGCCUGCCGCGCCCAAAGCUACAGAUAAUCCCAUGGCGGGGAUGGAAGGAUUGGAUGCUGAUGUCGUUGCGAUGUUGCUUAAGGGUGCCAACAGUUCGAAGGGCAACGGCGCUCCAGCCCAUGCUCAACCGCUCGCGAUGGACGAUGACGACGACGAGUACCACCCGUGA